This is a messenger RNA of Mycena citricolor, 588 nucleotides long. Lineage: Eukaryota; Fungi; Basidiomycota; Agaricomycetes; Agaricales; Mycenaceae. The record is from the annotation of a GenBank genome assembly.
UUCAACCUGUCUUCCUCGCGCAAAGGAGCUGAAUCGUCACCCUCUCAGGAUGCAGUGUCAUUCCAGCGCACUUAUCCCGUCAAAGAAUUGCCUCAGUCAUCAAAUAUCGCACUCUCUACGCUAGCUAUUGCACAUGACGCCCGCCAAUGUGAGCCACCUAUUAUGGCUCGCAUAUGCUUGUGGAAGAAGACAGUGGAGCAGCAUGCCUUCUACGCCAGACAUCAACCAGACAUGCCGACCUGGGCAGAAUCGCAUCGUUCAGCACGAGAAAAAACGUUAUGCGACGAGGAGGCAAUGACGUAGUAUGAUCUGACUUCAAAGCAGAGUGAGUUGUUCGGAAGGCACAAUCCAAAAUUCGAGGAGCAUGAGCCACCUUCCGCCGUUUGGUUGAGACUCGGUUGUGUGGUCCCAGCCCAUACUCCUUGGGAGAGUAUAUGGCGUCUCGAUCGAGUCCUCAUCCUUCGGGAACGGAGCUAGGCUGGCAUGUUAUCAAGGAAGAAGUGCGCGCAUAGUGAAGCUAAAUUUAAUUCAGAUAUAGCAUUAUCUGAUUAUCUACUUUCAUACUUAUGGUGAUUUGGAUAGGAUAGU